UUAAAUUGUCGCGAGAGUGGUUGGCCGGACGCCGGAAGUAGCUCGUCGCUCUGUAGCGGCCGAGGGGGUGGGAUCGCGGGCUUCAGGCGUCUAAGCUGCUCUCGGGUGGCUCGGCGGUGUAAGAUGGCGGACAUCUCUCUGGAUGAGCUCAUCCGGAAACGCGGAGUGGCGACGAAAGGGCGGCUCAACACCAGGCCGGGCCUGGGAGGUGUUCGCUCUCGAGUUGGGGUCCAGCACAGCCUUCUCGGCCAGCCAGCACGCACCCCCACCUUUCAGCAGAGGUUUGAUGCACGGCAAAAGAUUGGCCUGGCAGAUGCCCGCCUCAAGUUGGGAGUCAAGGAUGCCCGGGAGAAGCUUUUGCAGAAAGAUGCCCGGUUUCGGAUCAAAGGGAAAGUGCAGGACGCCAGGGAGAUGCUGAACUCCCGGAAGCAGCAGACCACAGUGCCACAGAAGCCUCGGCAAGUGGCCGACGCCCGUGAGAAGAUCAGUCUGAAGAGGACCGCACCUGCCACCUACCCAACCCUGCCCGUGGGGACUGUGACCCCUGCCUUGAAGCUCACCAAGACCAUCCAGGUUCCACAGCAGAAGGCCACAGUGCCCCUGCAUGCCCAUCCUGCUGGAAUGAGAAUCAACGUUGUCAACAACCACCAGGCCAAACAGAAUUUAUACGACCUGGAUGAGGACGAGGAGGUGACAGCACCCAUCCCUUCUAAGCAGAUGAAGUUUGCAGCCUCUGGCAGCUUUCUCCACCAUGUGGCUGGGCUGAGCAGUUCCAAGCUCUCUGUGUCCAAGGCCCUCCCUCUCACCAAAGUGGUUCAGAACGAUGCCUACACUGCUCCUGCUCUCCCUGCCUCUGUCCGAACAAAAGCCUUGACCAACAUGUCCCGGACGCUGGUGAACAAGGAGGAACCCCCCAAAGAGCUGCCACCUGCUGAGCCUGUCCUCAGCCCCUUGGAAGGUACCAAGAUGACUGUGAAUAAUCUACACCCUCGAGUCACCGAGGAGGACAUUGUUGAGCUUUUCUGUGUGUGCGGAGCCCUCAAGAGAGCACGGCUGGUUCAUCCUGGGGUGGCAGAAGUGGUCUUUGUAAAGAAGGAUGAUGCCAUCACUGCAUAUAAGAAAUACAACAACCGCUGUCUGGAUGGGCAGCCUAUGAAAUGCAACCUCCACAUGAAUGGCAACGUGAUCACCUCAGACCAGCCCAUCCUGCUGCGGCUGAGUGACAGCCCCUUGGUGAAGAAGGACAGCGAGCUGCCUCGGAGGCUGAACUCGGCCUCCUCUGCCAACCCACCUGCCGAAGUGGACCCAGACACCAUCCUGAAGGCGCUCUUCAAGUCCUCCGGGGCCUCUGUGACCACACAGCCCACAGAGUUCAAAAUCAAACUGUGAGCAGGGCAGGGCAGCUCGGAGCAGGGCAGAGGAGGGCGGCCCUGUUCCUCGGUGGGCAUUGAACUGCAGCCCCUGGCCUGGGAAGGGUUGCCAGGAUCGAGCUUCCUCGAUGGAUGGGACCCACCCUUCUGUGUUGUGUCUGUGUUUGCACAUUUCCCUUAGUAUGUCCUUCCCUUCCACCUGUCACCCCCUGGGCAGGGUGUGUUUCUUGGGGUGACCCUGCCCUCCACCCCGAGCUGGCUGCUGACCUGGAAGCAGUGUGCUCACUUGCCUGGGCAGCUUUGUGCGGGGCAGGACUAUGUGAGACGCUGCUACUCGGGCCUGGGGCUGGCCUGAUAGGGCUGGGGCAGCUUGGGAACAGUGACACUAGCUCAGCAGCCACCUGCUUGGUGGCAGUGGCCCUAGGGUCACAGCCUUGUCCCCUCACCACAGCCUUGCACUCCACAGUGCUGUGGCUCUGUGGGCACUCUGCAGGGAGAUGCUGCUUUGUUCCUGGCUCUGCCUUUCCAGCCCAUGGUUGUCUGCAGGACAGAGCCAGGGAUGCCAGCAGUAUGUGUCCAUUCAGCUGCCGCCGGGGGCACUGUCGCCACUGUUGUGAGUGACCCAUCUGUCACUUGGCUGUGGGGAAAUGGGAGGUGAGGAGCAGGUGGGCAGGCCUACCCACAGGACUGCAGGACGUGGUGUCAGUGCCCUAGAAAGGACUCCAGCUGGCAGGGCUGUCUGUAGCAGGUUAGGAGCAGGUUCUGGGAGCCACCUAGAACUAGUAGUGCGUGCUUUGAGGGGCACGAGCCUGGGAAGGAGGGGAGCCUGCUGCCUGAGCCUUGCAUCUGCCAAGCAGGCAGGAUCCAGUUUGCCCUCGUUUUCUGUGCUCAGGCUGAGGCUGCCCAUACCAGGGAACUCAGCAAAGGGGCCUGGUGGCUUCCUUUGUCGUUCCUGAGCGAGUGCUGCUUUUCUCCUACCCCUUCCGGAGGGACAGACAUUUCUCCUGCUUCACCCUCCUGGCCCAAGAGACCUACCUGGAAGGCCCUGGGACCUGGCUUCUUGUGUACUGGGGACAGUUGGAGCCCUGCUGGGCCUUGGGUUCAAGUAGUGAUGUGCACACCCUGCCUGUGCGCUCCGCCCUCCCAUCCCCUCCCUCCCCUGCAAGCAGGCUCUGCUCAGCAAGCUCCUGGCCAAAUGGUCCACCGAGAGGAUGGCACCUGUCUGCCUGCCCUGUCCUACAGGAUGUCACCUUGGCCACUGGAAAGGAAGCCAUGGGCAGCCCUGUGUCAUCCUCGCCUCCCCUGCAUUGCUCACCUGUGUUCUGUUCAGAAGGCGAGGAGGCAGCGUUAAGGGGCAAAGGUGACUUGUGUAUUAUCCAUUUCUGAAUAAACAUUUGUUAUUCCUAC
Heterocephalus glaber (naked mole-rat) is the source of this 2777-nucleotide messenger RNA. It is a transcript of the gene Poldip3, whose product is annotated as DNA polymerase delta interacting protein 3. Gene Ontology annotation, cellular component: nuclear speck; nucleus. The record is from RefSeq and is a predicted model, not a curated record. Gene Ontology annotation, molecular function: mRNA binding. Gene Ontology annotation, biological process: poly(A)+ mRNA export from nucleus. NCBI's taxonomy places the organism in Eukaryota, Metazoa, Chordata, Mammalia, Rodentia, Bathyergidae.